Molecule: messenger RNA, 690 nt
Organism: Symbiodinium sp. CCMP2592
Lineage: Eukaryota; Dinophyceae; Suessiales; Symbiodiniaceae
Source: the annotation of a GenBank genome assembly
AUGAUCGCCGUCCUCGAUGGCUUUGUGGAUGAGGAGUUGCGGCAGUCGAUCAUGGGAAAGCUUUCGCCCCUCCCCGCCGGCGAGAGGACCGUGCUCUCCCAAGUUCCCGUUUCAAGGCAGCUGGAACAGCGGCUGCAGUCAGUUCUCAGAUGGUGUGCCGAUGGUCGUGACCCAAAGGCUAUGGCCUUGGAAAAGCAGUUUAGCGCUCCAGGUCCAGCCAACUCCUUAGAUACAGUUCUGAUGCCAGGAAGAGUAGCCAUCGGAAGUUCUCCUAUGCACCAAGACACCGGAUUCGAUGCAACAGGGAAGCCGGAUCCGGCAUAUGUCAAGGGCUUCGUGGCAGUGCUGUACCUUGCUGGUUCUGGCAGGCUCACGAUUCACAGCAGCUCGGAAGAGCAUGUGGUGGAAGUGAAGCCAGCGCGGCUCGUGGUGUGGCCCAACGAUCGGUGUAUCCAUCGUUUAGAUGCCGGAUCAGGCAGCCGCAUGAUGCUGGGGCCCAUGGCCCUGGACCUCGCUGGGUGGAAGCGUGCUGGGGACCAGUAUGCUUGUUCUGCAGUCGGAUCACAGGCCCGUGCGAUCGAAAUGGCAAAAGAAAAGGAGGAUGAAGAGAGAGCAAGGGCGGCAGAGAAAGAACAGCAGUCGGCAGAGCCAAAAGCUCAGACGAAGUGUGGCCCAUGCACAAUAAGCUGA